Molecule: messenger RNA, 2486 nt
Organism: Lineus longissimus
Lineage: Eukaryota; Metazoa; Nemertea; Pilidiophora; Heteronemertea; Lineidae
Product: threonylcarbamoyladenosine tRNA methylthiotransferase-like
Exons: 10
Coding region: 289-1947 (552 amino acids)
Biological process (GO): tRNA methylthiolation
Cellular component (GO): endoplasmic reticulum
Molecular function (GO): 4 iron, 4 sulfur cluster binding; tRNA (N(6)-L-threonylcarbamoyladenosine(37)-C(2))-methylthiotransferase activity
Source: RefSeq, a predicted model, not a curated record
AAUAGGGGGCGACACCAUACGGUGUCGCGCCACUGACUCCAGUCUUUGCGGCUUCUUUUGUCUCCGAACUCCACCAAAUUACCCUAAAUAUAGUGGUAAAUUUUCACACUCUUACCAUGUUUGAUGGUAUUGAUACACUUAAUACCAGUAUCAAAAGCACUGGGAACCCAAGAUUAUUGCCUUGAGUCGAUCAGGCUGGAGUGGAAAUUUUGCUCGGGUUUACUUCGCUGGUAGUAACAACGAUUGCAAAACGCCAUUUUUCAAUUUCGCGAAGGAUUUCUGUACAAAAUGCCAUCUGUCUGUGAUAAAGACAUCGAUGAUAUUGAAGACAUUAUUGGUUCAAAUGAUCUUGGACCAAAUGACCGCCUUGUCAAGAAAAACAUUGUGCCAAGGGUCAGGAAGAAGAAAUCUUCCCCUGAAGUGCCAUUGGGGGAUAGCAUCAUCCCAGGUACACAGUCUGUUUAUGUAAAAACAUGGGGUUGCGCUCACAACAAUUCAGAUGGAGAAUACAUGGCUGGGCAGUUGGCUGCAUACGGUUAUAAUAUAACAGAUGAUGGUGCUCAGGCUGAUCUGUGGCUGCUAAAUAGCUGUACUGUAAAGAAUCCUGCUGAACAUCAUUUCAUGAAUGAGGUGCAGAAAGCUAAGGAUAUGGGGAAGGAGGUGGUAGUUGCCGGCUGUGUUCCACAGGGGCAGCCCAAGGCGGAUUAUCUCCAGGGUCUGAGUGUGAUAGGUGUCCAACAGAUUGACCGAGUAGUCGAAGUAGUGGAGGAGGCAUUAAAGGGUCACACUGUCCGCCUCUUUGGGUCCAAAAAGAAAGAAGGCAAAAAGACUGGUGGUGCUCCUCUUAGCCUACCAAAAAUUAGGAAAAAUCCUUUAAUAGAAAUCAUAGCUAUCAAUACUGGGUGUUUGAACCAGUGUACAUAUUGCAAAACCAAGCAUGCAAGGGGUGAGCUUGGCAGUUACCCGCCUGAAGAAAUCGUAGCGAGAGCAAAACAGUCAUUUGAAGAGGGUGUUGUUGAGAUCUGGCUGACAUCUGAAGAUACUGGUGCUUAUGGUCGGGAUAUAGGGGUCACAUUACCUGACUUGUUAUGGCAGUUAGUGGAAACCAUACCAGAGGGAGCUAGGCUAAGGUUGGGGAUGACCAAUCCGCCAUACAUAUUGGAACAUCUCGAGGAAAUGGCUAAAAUCUUAAACCAUCCACGUGUAUAUUCAUUCCUGCACGUUCCAGUACAGUCGGGAUCAGACAGCGUACUGAUGGACAUGAAGAGGGAGUACUGCUCAGAUGACUUCAGACAGGUGGCAGACUUUCUUAAGGAAAGGGUGCCAGGUAUCACCAUAGCAACAGAUCUGAUUUGUGGCUUCCCAACAGAAACGGAUGAGGAUUUUGAAGAUUCAUUAAAGUUAGUUCGCGAGUAUCAGUUUCCUUCGUUAUUUAUCAACCAGUUCUUUGCCCGUCCUGGAACGCCAGCUGCGAAAAUGGUGCGAGUUGCAACAACACAGCAGGUGAAGGGAAGAACGAAAGCUGCCACUGAUGCCUUUAUGGCUUAUAUGCCAUAUGAUCACAAGCUUGGAGAGAGGCAGCAAGUGCUUGUCACAGAAGUAUCACACGACAAACAGUAUUAUGUCGGACACAACAAAUAUUAUGACCAGGUCCUGAUACCAAAGGAUGAAAACCUGAUGGGAACGAUGGUGGAGGUGGAUAUUGUUGAGACAGGGAAGCAUUACAUGAAAGCUAUAUUGGUGAAGGAUUCGGAAGCCAAACGUCCUGUUGCUGUGCCACCUUCGCUGAAGCAGGGGCAAGUCUCUGGUCUUGUCACAGAAGAGGUUGUGAUAUCGUCCAACAAUCCUGUGUGGCUACGAUGGACUUUUGCUGGGAUCGUUGUGGCCAUUGUUGUGAGGCUUCUUAUGUGGACAUUCUCUGUCAGACGUUAUGGAUGGACUGCAUAAGUUGAUAAAAUAUUAUUGAUCAUGCUUAAGUCUUGACCAGUUGAAACUUACUAUCCUGCUGUCCUUGCCUUCCAUCAGGUCAAGUCCAUUUAGAAAUUCUCCUGGAAAUGGGACAGAUCCAGUUCUACUGGCUGGUCAGAGCCAGCUUUUUUAACUGUUUGCUUUUCGUUUUACAUCUUGAUUGGAGGAAUUUUCAUUGGGUUUCUAUUCUAUAGCUGUGAUGAUGUCGCAGAACCAGAGUUGGUAAUAGGUGACAUCUAUCCACUCGGUAUAUAUUUUUUCUUCACGAUUAUUCUGUUAAAAGCUUAUUUUUUGGUUUUGUGAAUUUGGGUAAAUUCUAGAUAAUCUCUAUUGAAAUAUCUUUGAUGUAUACUGAAGCCAUCAGAAUAAGGGUAACCCAAUUAGGCACCAGUAAUCUUGUCUUGGUGAAAGCCUAUACAUAGUAAUGUUUAUUUAUUUCAACCUUCCAUGGGCUGUGAUGUAGAAGUUCAUUAUUGCAUAACAGUGUUUUAUUAGAAUAAAAUUCCAUGUUAUCACAA